AUGUCCUCCCUCCGCCAGCGACAGGUCCCCGCUAGCAACAACGAACCAUCUACACCCAAACAGAACGCCCAGAAGACCAAGUCUCGCCAUGAGAAGAAGACCGGCCUCAGCGUCCUCGACAUCAUCCGCGUGGUGGUCACACUGAUCGUCGCAUCAUGCGGCUUAUCCUACUACAUGACGUCGACGGAGUCCGUGCUAUGGGGCUACAGGCCGUGGUUCACUAGAUGGCCGGUGUUGGUCCGGUACUUGCAAGGACCUCUGAGCCUCACGCCCGAGCAACUCGCCCUCUACAACGGCUCCGACUCGGCUCUCCCCAUCUACCUCGCCAUCAAUGGCUCUGUGUUCGACGUCUCCGCGAACCCGCUCGUGUACGGCCCGGGCGGACACUACAAUUUCUUUACGGGGAAGGAUGCCACGCGCGCGUUCGUCACGGGCUGUUUCCAGGAGGACCAGACGCAUGACCUGCGGGGUGUUGAGGAGAUGUUCAUGCCGCUUGAUGAGGAGGCGGAGCUGAAGACGCUGAGCAGUGGGGAGAAGAAGAUCCGGCGCGAGCAGGAUCGCCGGCUUGCUCGCACGAGUGUGCAGAAGCAGGUGCAGCAUUGGGAGAAUUUCUUCCGGAAUCAUCAGAAGUAUUUCGAGGUUGGGAAGGUUGUUGGAUUGGAGGUGCCCGAGGAGCAGAGGGAGCUUUGUCAGGCUGCUAAGCAACAGAGGCCUAAGAGGAGUAAUAUGAAGAAGGGAAAUUAG
Messenger RNA from Aspergillus nomiae NRRL 13137, 744 nucleotides. Its product is annotated as putative heme/steroid binding domain protein. Gene Ontology annotation, cellular component: endomembrane system; membrane. The record is from RefSeq and is a predicted model, not a curated record. The transcript is spliced from 2 exons. NCBI's taxonomy places the organism in Eukaryota, Fungi, Ascomycota, Eurotiomycetes, Eurotiales, Aspergillaceae. Bases 1 to 744 code for a protein of 247 amino acids.